Messenger RNA from Rotaria sordida, 1122 nucleotides. NCBI's taxonomy places the organism in Eukaryota, Metazoa, Rotifera, Eurotatoria, Philodinida, Philodinidae. The record is from the annotation of a GenBank genome assembly.
AUGUCUGAAAGUAAAAUCGAAAUGAUGAAUUAUUCAACAAACACUGCCGAACAUCUUACAUCACCAAUAUCGAUUCAUGAUGAAAGUAUUCAUUCAAUAAACAAUACUGAACUCUUAUCUGGCAUGCAAUAUCCAUACGAUGAAUGUCAAUCAUAUAUUAAUAAUAUUACACAUAGUCCAUUGAUCAAUAGGAGAGGAAGUUUUCAACAUUCAUCAUCAACGAAUGCUAUGGAUCUAUUAGCUCAUCAAACAAUUUUACCAAAUAUACAUCAAUAUCCAAUCAAUCAAGAUCUAAAUCCUGAACAUAUUCAUCGUCCUACUAAUGAACAUAUAACUUAUCGACAAGAUGUAGCUAUACGUUAUUUACAACCCCCUACUCCACCACCACCAGGUCCUGUUGUUAUUCGUGAAAUUCGUGCUCCUGCACCUCCCGAAGCUCCUCCGUUGGUUAUACGCCAACGUCCUAAUGCUCCAUUAACUCCACCACCAGUGGUAAUUCGUGAACAUCCACCAUUACCACCUCCUAUUGUACCACCCCAUACUGUUAAUAAAGUUUUACCCCCACCUCCACCACUUCCACGAAAAGUAAUUAUCGAACGACAAGCACCAUUACCACAAAAACCUCAAUCUGUUAUUAUUGAAAAAUGGCUUCCUUAUAGACCACCUCCGGAUCGACGUGUAGUCGUCGAACGAGCUCCACCAAUCAUGCCAAGACCAAUACAAAAAAAUACAAUUAUUACAUAUGAUGCUCCUCAUGUUGAUCUUGUUAAAAAUGUUCAUCAUCUUGGAGUUGUUCGUGCAGAUCCACAUCUGUAUAUGGUACAAUAUGGUUCACAUCUAGCAUCAAAUGAAUAUGUUCGACAUACAAUGGAAAAAUUUUGUCUUGGAAAUAAUUAUAUGCAAAUGAUUCAAAUGCAAACAACACCACAUUUACCAUUAAUGAAUAGUAAUCAUUUACAAACAAAUUAUGCUCAUAUUAAUAGACAACAAUCAAUGACUGUUGGAGGACAAAAUACAUCAAAUAUAUAUCAUGUACAAGAUGAAAAUCUUGAAGAAACAAUUUUACCUAAUCAACUUCAUUCAAGUCUUGAUGGUUUAAAUAAUACAGAAAUUUUACAAUAA